Messenger RNA from Cladophialophora immunda, 4455 nucleotides. RefSeq lists its product as uncharacterized. The record is from RefSeq and is a predicted model, not a curated record. Gene Ontology annotation, cellular component: cytoplasm. The transcript is spliced from 2 exons. Gene Ontology annotation, molecular function: protein binding. Lineage: Eukaryota; Fungi; Ascomycota; Eurotiomycetes; Chaetothyriales; Herpotrichiellaceae. The coding region runs from base 1 to 4455 and encodes 1484 amino acids. Gene Ontology annotation, biological process: innate immune response.
AUGGAUCCGCUCAGCGCCUCUGCGAGCGUCAUAGCCGUCCUCCAAUUAUCAGGCGAAGUGGUCAAGUAUGUCAAUGAGGCGAUAGGAGCAACGACAGAAAGGAAGCGGCUCCGCGACGAGGUGCGCGCAUGUGAAGACGUCCUCCAACAGCUCAAAGACGAGGCCGCCGAAUCGCGCGAGGACGAAGACUGGCGGAAGAGAAUCAAGGCGCUCGAGGGCCCCGACGGACCAUUGACCCGGCUAUCUGCGACAUUCAAAAUCCUCAAGGUCGAGCUGCAGCCGAAGCAGGGUCUGAGAAGGAUUUCUACCGCCUUGAAAUGGCCACUGACGCGGGAAAAGGUCGACAAGCUCGUUCAAGCGAUCGAGCGUGAGAAGAGCCUUCUGACUUUUGCUCUGACCAACGAUUGCAGGAAGUUGAUGCAAAACAUCAAGAAGAGCGCCAUCGAGAACCACGACCGGCUUGCAGAUUUGAUCGCCACCCUUGAAAUACACAGCACAAGCCGAUUCGAGGAGCUGAAGGGUGACAUCGAAGUUGCCUUUGGUCAUCUCAAAGGCUCCCAGGAAAGAAAAGAAGCAGCAGGAACACGCGAGGCAAUUCUCCGCUGGCUCACUCAGAUCGACUAUGCCCCCCAACAGAACGAUUUCGUGAGCCUGCAUCAACCGGGGACAUGCGAAUGGCUUCUUCUCUCCCCGCAGUACACGUCGUGGCUGCAAGCCCACAAGCAGACGUUGUUCUGUCCUGGCAUCCCGGGGUCGGGGAAGACAAUCAUGACGUCCGUUGUGGUUCAGGACCUCUUGGAAAAGAGGCGUUGUCAGGAGAUCCCAUGUGCUACCGCUGAAAACGAGAGCUGUCAGUGCGCCCGCGUUGGCAUUGCGUACCUGUACUGCAACUUCCGUCGCCAGCACGAGCAGCAGUCUCAGGACUUGCUCACAAACCUACUGAAACAGCUGGCGGCUCAGACCUCUCUACCGGGGGCGGUGAAGGACCUCUAUGAUCGACACCACAGUGAAAAAACCCAACCUACCCUCCUUGAGAUUUCCGACACCCUUCGCACCGUGGCUGCCGGCUAUUCCAGAGUUUUCCUCAUUGUCGACGCCCUGGAUGAGUGCCAUGUGUCGGACGGAAACCGAUCGAGAUUUCUGUCCGAGCUAUUCGAGUUGCAGGACAAAACUGGCGCGAACCUAUUCGUGACUUCGCGACCCCUUCCCGCCAUCGAGCAGAGUUUCGAGGGCUGCAUUUCUCGCGAGAUCCUCGCGACGGAGGAAGACAUUGGCAUGUACAUCGACGGCCACAUGUCGCAGGUAAAGCUGCCGGACUUUGUUUUGAGAAGGGCAGACCUACAGGACGACAUCAAGGCGGGGAUUGUUAAAUCCGUGCGAGGAAUGUUCUUGCUGGCAAAGCUCCAUCUGGAUUCACUGGCGGGCAAGAAGUCCCCCAAGGCGGUCCGAAACGCUCUGCAGAAUUUGGCCGCCGGGUCCGACGCCUACGACCAAGCGUACGAGGACGCGAUGGAGCGGAUCGGAAGCCAGCUCAAAGACCAGAAGGAGCUCGCCAUGCAGGUCCUGUCGUGGAUCACCUGUGCGAAACGACCACUGACCACGCUGGCGCUGCAACACGCGCUGGCCGUCGAACCCGACGAACCCGAUAUCGACCAGGACAAUCUCACAGAGGUCCACGAUAUGGUUUCCGUUUGCGCGGGACUCAUCAUCGUCGACAAAAAGAGUGAUAUCAUCCGACUGGUCCAUUACACCACCCAAGAGUACUUUGAGCGUACCAAAACUCGCUGGUUCAUGUCCGCGGAUGACACUAUUGCCCAAACCUGCCUCGCCUAUCUCUCAUUUCAAUGCUUUGCAUCCGGGCCCUGUCUUACCGAUGAAGAGCUCGAGAAAAGGCUACUGUCAUAUCCUCUCUACGGCUAUGCGGCUACGAAUUGGGGGUUUCACGCACGCACACAAUCUCUCAAAAUUAGAGAGCUUGUCCUUAGUUUUCUGGAGAGUGAUCCCAUAAUGAGCGCCUCUAACCAGGCGGCGUUGGCUUCAAAGGGAUCUCCCGGGUACAGUCAGAGGGUGCCACGUUUCAGGACGGGACUACAUAUUGCAGCAUGUUUUGGACUGACCGACGUGGUCAUGUCUCUGCUCAUGAAAGGAUGUGAGACGAGUCCGAAAGACAGCUAUCUCCAAACUCCACUCAUGCUGGCGGCGGCAAAUGGUCACGACGUUGUUGUCUCACUCUUGCUGAACAGCGAAGACGUUAAUUCUAGGGACAUGCACGGUCGAACAGCCCUGUCUUUGGCCGCAGAAAUGGGCCGCGACAAAGCCGUGAUGAAGCUUCUUACAAAGAAUGGGAUUGAUACCACCUUGAAAGACAGAUAUGAUCAAACCCCAUUGGCGUGGGCCGCCGCAGGUGGGCACAAUGGAGUCGUUGACCUCCUCUCCGGCAAGGGCCCGGACGACUUGAAGCCUGAAUAUGUGUCUUUUGGAGCAGAGCAUUUGGUGCGCGCGGCAGAGGACGGGAACGAAGCUGCUUGUGAAAUCUUCCUCCGGCAAGUCCACCCCAACUCGGUGAACAAGGCCGGUCACACGCCCCUUCACGCUGCGGCAGCAUCUGGCAAUGAGGCGAUAGUGAAUAUGAUGAUGGCCAUCGACGGGGUCGACGUGAACAUCAAAAGCCGCAGUGGAAUGACACCUUUCGCAUGUGCGGUCGCAAAAGGACACGAAGGAGUGUGUCGAAUACUCCUUGGCACCGCGAGAGUCAAUCCAGACGAAAGAUAUUGCAAUGGAGAACCGCCUCUGUCGAUUGCAGCCAGAAACCAAAGAGAGUCUAUUGUCGAGCUACUGUUGGAAACUGGGGCGAACCCCCGUCUCCAGGACGACUACAGACGUACGCCGCUAUGGUAUGCUGCCAGGAAUGGUAGCACGUCAAUCAUUGAGCUUCUGUUAAAGAAAGGAGCCGACGUCGAUAGCGAGGACGAUGGCAAACGAACGCCUCUGUCGUUGGCCGCUGAGAACAACUACCAGUCUGUCGCCGGCCUGCUUUUAGCACAUGGAGCAAAUCCUAACGCUGAAGACGGCCACAGUCGAACACCGGCAUCUUUUGCAGCCGAAAAUGGCCAUAUGGCUGUCAUCGAGACACUACUCGAGGAGGAAAAACUUGAUUUAAACGUGUCGGACAUGUUUGGUCGGACGGCCCUUGUGUGGGCUGCUGAACUUGGUCACCCUUCAAUUGUGAAGCUGAUUUUGAAGAGGAUGUGUGAGAACGACUCUCAGCAUACCCAGAAGAUACAAUGGCUGUUCACGUCUGAAGAAUUAAGGACCAUCAUUGACCUACUGGCUUCAGAAAGGGUUGGCCGCCUUAAGAAGAGUGGUUUCAACCUCGUCCUUUAUGCCGCCAAGAAUGGUCACACCCUUCUGGUAAAAUUCUUGCUCGAAAUCGGCUGCAGUCCUGACCACAGAGAUCAUGAUGGUCGCACUCCAUUUUAUUGGGCUGCAGAUGGCGGACACGAGGACGUGUUGCGCCUACUCCUGGUGACGGGCAGGGUUGAGCCUGAUAUGAAGCAGGGCCGCUUAAGCCAGACGCCACUGUCGAGGGCCGCGGGGAAAGGACACAAGGAGGUCGUACAGUGGCUUCUCACGAUUAGCGAGGUCGACCCGGACUCGGCAGAUAAGUACAAACGGACACCUUUGUCGUGGGCUGCAGAAGGUGGACAUCAAGAAGUGGUAAGACUACUGCUCGCCACGGGACGAGUCAAUCCAGAUUCGGUGGAUGAGAAAGAGCGGACACCUCUAUCACUAGCUGCAGAAGGUGGACAUCAGGAAGUGGCACAGCUUCUGCUUGCUACAGGCCGCGUCAAUCCCAAUUCGCGUGACUGGUUGGGACGGACGCCGCUGUCACGGGCCUCGGGCAGCAGGGGAGAGGGUGUGACGCGGUGGCUCCUGCAGACAGAGGAUAUCAUGCCUGACUCGAAGGACGACGACGAUCGCACACCUCUAUCUUGGGCUGCGGAGAGCGGACAGCAGGAGACGGUGCGGCUGCUGUUGGCGACCGGGAGGGUAGAACUCGACUCGAAGGAUAAGUGCGGCCAGACGCCGCUCUCCAGGGCGGCGGCUCGCGGGCAUGAAGGAAUCGUCCAAUGGUUCUUGGGCACCGGACAGGUCAAUCCCGAAACACGAGAUGAACACGGUCAGUCGCCGCUCUCGUGGGCCGCCGAGGGAGGGCACGAGGGGGUGGUUCGACUCUUACUAGCUGCCGAAGGAGUCGAGCCGGACUCGCAGGACAAGUGUCUUCGGACGCCCUUGUGGUGGGCUGCCGAAGGCGGUCAUGCUCAGGUUGUAAAACUACUCCUGGAGACGGGCAAGGUCAACCCUGGCCAGAAGAGCAUCUAUAACCAGACGGCGAUGGACAGAGCUGUGAGGGAGAGUCGUAGAGACGUGGUUCAGCUCCUGAGGUCGGCUUGA